CCUCUCUGCAAGCGCAUGUCGCCGAAGCACCACCCCCCCCCAUCGAGGCCUCGACAAUGGCGUCUCCUCCUCCAUCUCUCUCCACGAACACCAUGGCUAGGGUUAGGGUUUCUCAUUCGUUGCUUCUCCUCCUCCUCCUCAUCCUCUCCUCUCUCUCACCUUCCUCCUCCUACAACACCACCUUCUCCGAUCACUGCGGCGGAGCCUCGCCGGAACCCUCCUCGGCCGCCGACGCCGCCGCGUCCGCCGCCUCCUUUCGCAUCUCCAACGGCUACUUCGCCGGCGCCGGCGCCGCCGCACUCUUCGGCCGCGACUCCGCCGCCGCCUCCCCCUUCGUCAGAUCCUUCUCCUUCUAUCCCCGAUCCGUCCGCCAAACUCUAACCCCCGGCGUCCUCCGCAUCGCCGGAACCCUAACCCUACGCGGCGGCGGUGGCUUCCCCGCCGGCGGCGGGAAGCUCGCCGAGGGCCGCCCCCGCCUCCACCGGGUGCGGCCUCGCCUCCCCCGCCCCUUCUCUUUGCGAGCCUCGGCCACCUUCGAUCUCGACGGCGCGUGGUCCGAGCACACCGGGGAGCUCUGCAUGGUCGGGAGCGGCCUCGGCCGCUCCAUGGAAGGUAACUCCCUCUCCCUCGCCGCCGUUUUCAAGCUCAAUUACUCGAAAGCCUCCAAUCUUUCCACUAGCUUCAUAACCGGGAGUUUGGUGAGUAUAGAUGCUCCCGAUAGCUCGAAUCACUUCGAUCCCUUGUCCGUUGUAGCCUAUACCGAGGAGAAUUAUGAGUAUACACAUAUUGCUGCGGCCGAGAACUCUUGUUCUCGCUAUGAUGUUCGCGAAGAAUCGCUGGGGUUUAACUCUAGCUUUUCUUGUCAAAGCCUUACAAAUCUAAUGCAAACCCGAUUUAGGUUAGAUUCAAACGGGAGUCUUGAUUUCAGUGGCGAUUACAUGUCCGUGAACCGCUUCCGCUGCACGGAUGAUGGGAAGGUACGCAUGUAUCUGGUGUUCACAAAUUGGAGUACGAUUCCACGUUAUCGCUUUCUGGUCGGGGAUAAGGCUUUGGUUGGUGAGGGGGUUUGGGAUCAGAAGAGGAAUCGGCUCUGUGCUGUUGCUUGUAAUGUACUGAUUCCGAAUGAUUCUACUUUGAAUUUUUCUGUUGGUGAUUGCUCGUUGAGGAUGAGUUUCUGGUUCCCAGCUGUGUGGUCGAUCAAGCGUAGGAGUAAUGUUCUUGGCCAAAUUUGGAGUGACCGUCGUGAAAGCAAUUUAGAUAACAUCAGUACAGUUUCAUUUAUGAGCAUCGGGAACUAUGCGAAUAAUUUGCCGGGCGUGAAAUAUAAUUACACCAUGAUGGAUGCCAUGAGCGGCUCGUGCAUGAAGGAUGUCUUGAAGAAGGGAAAAAAAGGGAUAUACCCAGCUGGGAAGUCUUCCAAUGAUUUCGUAUUUAAUUUUUUUGCUGAAAAUUCUGAAGGAAAAAAUGCUCGUGGUUAUGCAAACCUAGUUACAAUUGGAGAGGUGUAUUUAGGUGGAUCGUCCAUGUGGAACAUAGCGGGCCCGUUGCCUAAUCAGGCAUUGGAAGCAUUGAAUCACGGCUUAGUGAAUGUGAGCUACCAGAUAUUUUACACCUUUUCAAAUAAGUCCUCAAGUAUGAAUGAACCAACAGAAAUCUCAGCCGAAGGAGUGUACAAUACAGAAACUGGUUCACUUUGCUUAGUAGGAUGUCGAUAUAUAGGCUCCUUGGAUUAUGCGAAGGUAAGAGGAAUGAACGAUUCUAUUGACUGUGAAAUUGUCUUGAAUUUUCAGUUUGCUCCUCUGAAUGCAAAGUCAAGAGAGCAUCUGAAAGGCAUAAUCAGGAGCAAAAGAGAGAGAUCGGACCUGCUUUUCUUUGAGCCUUUGGAGAUAACUUCAUAUGGUAUUUACGUGAAUCAAGCAGUUGAAUCAAUCCAGAGAAUGGAUUUAGAAAUCGCCAUGGUUCUGAUCUCCUCAACUUUCUCCUGUAUCUUCGUUGGCAUGCAGCUAUUCCAUGUAAAGAAGAAUCCAGAUGUUCUUCCCUCGAUAUCUAUCACAAUGCUUGUUAUUCUUACUUUGAGUUACAUGAUCCCUCUAGUCCUGAACUUUGAGGCUUUGUUCUUCACGAGGCGUAACAAGCAAAAUAUCCUGUCGUGGAGUGGUGGGUGGCUCGAGGCAAAUGAGAUUAUUGUGCGGGUCAUUACUAUGGUGGCUUUCCUAUUGCAAGUUCGGCUUCUUCAGGUUGCAUGGACUGCCAGAUCAGCAGAUGAGAACAAAAGAGGCUUUUGGGUUGCCGAGAGGAAGGGUCUCUGGUUUUGCUUACCCUUGUAUCUCAUUGGGGGUUUAACAGCUUGGUUUAUUCACAUUCAGUCGUCUAACCGAAUCCAAUCGAAAGUUUCUGUGCUGGUCUAUGUACGCCAGCGUACUCUCUGGGAGGAUCUGAUAUCUUAUGCCGGCUUGAUACUGGACGGGUUCUUACUACCUCAGUUCACCUUCAACUUGUUCUCCAAUUCGAAAGAUAAGUCCCUUGCCUCAUCCUUUUAUGUUGGAAAUACGCUUGUCCGGGCACUGCCUCAUGUUUAUGAUGCUUAUAGAGCUCGCCGUAAUGUACCUCUCUUCAUGUCCUCUUAUCUGUAUGCUAGUCCGGGUGAGGACCUCUACACUCUUGCAUGGGAUAUAGUUAUUCCUUGUGUUGGAAUACUUCUUGCUGCGCUCAUAUACUUGCAGCAGCGUUUUGGUGGCGCUUGCUUUCUUCCUUCGAAACACAAACAGUCAAUCGGAUAUGAGAUGGUCCCCGUAGUUAGUUCAUAACACUUGAACACAAAUAUAUUAUUUGAGUAUUGUGUGAUUAGACAAAGAUUGUUUGCCUGUAAACCUAUAACAGAUCAUCAUAGAAAUGGAAAAUUUUUCUGCUGCUUCAAUAAUGUGCUGUGGGCAUCUGCCCUUUUGGCUCAACUGUGAAGCAGGAAGUCAGCGGAUAGGAGACAGCUACUCUCUUUAGAUCUUAGCAUCUGCACGAUUAAAUUGUUUGUGAGCAGUUGUCUGCAGAAAAUAAUUGGUUCAAUGGUGAAACUUAUUAGAUGCAGAUUCAAAUAAAAAUGUCUUCCCGUGUGUCAACUA
This is a messenger RNA of Ananas comosus (pineapple), 3116 nucleotides long. RefSeq lists its product as uncharacterized. The record is from RefSeq and is a predicted model, not a curated record. The transcript has a single exon. Gene Ontology annotation, cellular component: intracellular membrane-bounded organelle. Lineage: Eukaryota; Viridiplantae; Streptophyta; Magnoliopsida; Poales; Bromeliaceae. Bases 57 to 2807 code for a protein of 916 amino acids.